AUGGCCAUCACCAAGAUUCACGCUCGCUACGUCUACGACUCCCGUGGCAACCCCACCGUCGAGGUUGACGUUGUCACCGAGACCGGUCUUCACCGCGCCAUCGUCCCCUCCGGUGCCUCCACUGGCCAGCACGAGGCUUGCGAGCUCCGCGAUGGCGACAAGACUAAGUGGGGCGGCAAGGGUGUCACCAAGGCUGUCGAGAACGUCAACUCCGUCAUUGCCCCUGCCCUGAUCAAGGAGAACCUUGAUGUCAAGGACCAGACCAAGAUCGACAAGUUUCUCAUCGACCUCGAUGGCACCUCCAACAAGACCAAGCUUGGAGCCAACGCCAUUCUGGGCGUCAGUUUGGCUGUUGCCAAGGCUGGUGCUGCCGAGAAGGGCGUUCCCCUGUACGCUCACGUUUCCGACCUGGCCGGAACCAAGAAGCCCUACGUCCUUCCCGUUCCCUUCAUGAACGUCCUCAACGGAGGCUCCCACGCUGGUGGCCGCCUCGCCUUCCAGGAGUUCAUGAUCGUUCCUUCUGCCGCUCCUUCUUUCACCGAGGCCCUCCGCCAGGGUGCUGAGGUCUACCAGGCUCUGAAGGGUCUGGCCAAGAAGAGGUACGGCCAGUCCGCCGGCAACGUCGGUGACGAGGGUGGUGUCGCCCCCGAUAUCCAGACUGCCGAGGAGGCCCUUGAGCUCAUCACCGACGCCAUUGAGCAGGCCGGCUACACGGGCAAGAUGAACAUCGCCAUGGACGUUGCCUCCAGCGAGUUCUACAAGGAGGACGUCAAGAAGUACGACCUCGACUUCAAGAACCCCGACAGUGACCCCGCCAAGUGGAUCACGUACGAGCAGCUUGCUCAGCAGUACGCGGACCUCAGCAAGAAGUACCCUAUUGUCUCCAUUGAGGACCCCUUCGCCGAGGACGACUGGGAGGCCUGGAGCUACUUCUACAAGACCCAGGACAUCCAGAUCGUUGCCGACGAUUUGACCGUCACCAACCCCCUGCGGAUCAAGAAGGCCAUCGAGCUUAAGGCUGCCAACGCCCUGCUCCUCAAGGUCAACCAGAUCGGUACCCUGACCGAGUCUAUCCAGGCCGCCAAGGACUCCUACGCCGACGGCUGGGGCGUCAUGGUCUCUCACCGCUCCGGUGAGACGGAGGACGUCACCAUCUCGGACAUCGUUGUCGGUAUCCGGGCUGGCCAGAUCAAGACGGGUGCCCCGGCCCGUUCUGAGCGUCUUGCCAAGCUCAACCAGAUCCUCCGCAUCGAGGAGGAGCUCGGCGAGAACGCCAUUUACGCCGGUGCCAACUUCCGCAAGUCUGUCAACCUGUAA
Molecule: messenger RNA, 1317 nt
Organism: Colletotrichum higginsianum IMI 349063
Lineage: Eukaryota; Fungi; Ascomycota; Sordariomycetes; Glomerellales; Glomerellaceae
Product: phosphopyruvate hydratase
Exons: 5
Coding region: 1-1317 (438 amino acids)
Biological process (GO): glycolytic process
Cellular component (GO): phosphopyruvate hydratase complex
Molecular function (GO): magnesium ion binding; phosphopyruvate hydratase activity
Source: RefSeq, a predicted model, not a curated record